CGCCCCUCGCCCAACACCCUCGCCUUCCUUCCUCGUCUUCCCUCGUUCCUCGUUGCGUUGGAUUGGAGGUCGGAGUCGUCCGGAUAAAAACGAAAAACAAAUCAACAAAACAUUAGGCAGACCAAAUUAUAUCAAAGUAAAAUUCCAUUUAUUUGACGAGAAUGAGAAUAUUCCAGCUUUGAAAUGCGAGAAGACCCAUUCGAAGGCGCUGAGAAGUCGCGCAAGUGGCGUAACCACCACAAGACCAAUUGCAAGGAAACUGAAGAGGAUCAUUUGCAAUUGGGACAGAAAUUCGUCUACGAACUCGAGUCUGGUCGAAGCCUGAUACCAGCCGCUGACCGACUGUUGCUCUUCCUGCGAGGGGCUGGUCGCCGCAGACACUCCAAAUGCGGACUUUACUUGGUCAAAAUGGGUCUGGCCCACGUUCCUGACGAGCAAAUUCCCGUGCUCCUUCUCAGACUGAUUGCAGAUAAAGGCACUCCGGCUCGGUUGAGAUGUCCUGAGGACUUUGUCGUCGAAGUGAUUGAAACGAUGGCCAAUCUAGGGGUCAGUCUCCACUAUCUGUACUACAUGGGAGGCACCCUUUUGGACUCCUCACGAAAUCGCUACCUGAUGUCAGCAGUGAUGGCCAACGUCCGGAAGGUUGGACGUCUUCUCUUGGAAAGAGGAACCACAGUUGAGCAACUGGUCACUGCCCCCAAUGGGGUUCGUCGAUGCGCUGACGGAAGUGGACAUUCGCCAAUUAGCUUUUGCCUCUGGCAUUUCCAGUUCUACACUGAUCCUGGCAAGGACCUUCUGGAAUGGGUAGAGCUUCUUCUCUUCCAUGGUGCUUCGUUUGUCCUUCAGAGGGAAAACAACAUCAACUUGGACAAGUCUGUGCCUCACUAUCUCAUUGAACACCUAUUUGUUUUUGUUGACGAUGAAACCCCCUGGGUGCCUACAGCUUUAAAACUGUUACACUUGUACCGAGAGUCAGGAGGUCGGAUGUGGACAAAACAGAACACUAAGCAUGGCGCUCAAAACGCCUUGGAAUAUGCAGACUUUGAGAGAUUGGAGUUUGAUAUGGAUGUUAUCCAAGCUAUGAUGAAGACGCCUAGGUCUCUUAUGAGUUUGUGCAGAAACUGUAUCAAAAAGGCUGUGGGUAGACAGUUUUGGAGGGAAGCACCAAAUCUGGGUUUGCCCAGAGAGCUGACUAGUUAUAUCAUGAAUUGGAACUACGAAGAAGAGUUCAAGAGGGAGUAUGGCAUUCGGCUAGUGCUACAAUCCCCUAGUGUGGAGAUUGUGGAAUAGAGCAGGCAAUAAGAAAGACUGCAUAGCUUGUUUAUUUCUCAAUGAGUUAGUAAGCCAACUCUACUAACAUACGAAUAAUAGAAAUCUCAUAUUUUUUGUCCGUAACUUGCUAUCAUUACCCUAACCCACAAACAAGCUCUUGACUUGGAGCUCUUACAAUUAGUGUGAUGUUUAAAUUUGUAGAUCUAUAUAAAUUCUGAGUCAUUGUAUUUUUCCUCCAAUCAAAAAUGAAAUAUUUUCCUUCCGUCUUUAAUUUUUCUUAUUUUUGUACCGCAGUGUACCAAACAAUUUAUUUCAAAUGCCUACUUUGAGCUAAAAAGGGUGCAUUCUUACACUUGCUAAGACUUUCAUUUGGAUAUCUUUUGAUUAAAUUAGGAACUAAAAAUAAUUUAAAGAUUUAUAUGAUUGUUGAUAAUUGAAACAGUAAAUCCCAAAAUUAAAAUAAUGAUUGUAUAGUGGCAAAAUUUGAAUAAAUUUUUUUCUUUAUAUUU
Neocloeon triangulifer is the source of this 1781-nucleotide messenger RNA. RefSeq lists its product as uncharacterized. The transcript is spliced from 4 exons. NCBI's taxonomy places the organism in Eukaryota, Metazoa, Arthropoda, Insecta, Ephemeroptera, Baetidae. Bases 184 to 1290 code for a protein of 368 amino acids. Gene Ontology annotation, biological process: intracellular signal transduction. The record is from RefSeq and is a predicted model, not a curated record.